Messenger RNA from Coffea eugenioides, 1086 nucleotides. RefSeq lists its product as uncharacterized. The transcript has a single exon. Lineage: Eukaryota; Viridiplantae; Streptophyta; Magnoliopsida; Gentianales; Rubiaceae. The record is from RefSeq and is a predicted model, not a curated record. The coding region runs from base 1 to 1086 and encodes 361 amino acids.
AUGGCGGUCACCGAUCCAAAACCCAUGCGGGUUUGUUUUUCAUUUGCAGCCUACACCAAGAACCUCAUUCAUUACCUAAAAUCCUCCGAUAUUCCCAUUGAAGAAGGCCUCACCGACGCCGAAUUAUCCUCCAUUGAAUCCACCUUCAAUUUCACAUUUCCCCCCGAUUUACGUUCUAUUCUCCAAGAAGGCCUCCCUGUGGGUCCCGGCUUCCCCAACUGGCGAUCAUCCUCCUCCGUUCAACAACUUCAGGUCCUCACCAGUCUACCCGUCUCAGGUGUAUGCAAGGAAAUAUCAAGAAACCAUUUGUGGCUCGAUUCUUGGGGUGAAAGGCCAGGAGAUGAUGAUCAAGCUGUGAAUUUAGGUAAAGGAUUCUUGAGAAAUGCGCCGUUUCUUGUUCCGGUGUACCGGCAUUUCUACGUUCCUUCGACGCCGUGUAUGGCGGGGAAUCCCGUGUUUUACGUGCAUGGAGGGAAUGUUCAGCUGUGGAGUUUCGAUAUAGCCGGAUUCUUCCAGCAGGCGGAAUUCACCACGAACGAGGACAUCUUGAGAAGGCCCACCUUGUCCAAAUUAUUCAGCACGCCGGCCUGGGCCGCGACUGAGCCGAGGAGGAUCGAGGUAUGGUCGGAGUUGGUGGAGAGGGGGGAAAGGCUGGCGGCGUGUGGUGGCACGCGCAGGUGGUGGAGUGGGGAGUUAGGGGGGUGCUUGGAGGAGGUGUUUUGGAGAUUAAGGAACGGAGGGUGGAAAGAAGAGGAUGUAAGGGAGAUGAUGAUGAUGGACGGGCGUGAUGAGAACGAUGAUGAUCACUGCACCGGACGAAAUGGUUUUGAUAAGAACGCUGCGUUGAUUGAUAAGGAAGGGAUCGUCUGGCACGUGAAGGUAUUGUCUAAGAGGCUGUUGCGUGCGGGGUGGAGCGGGGAAGAUGUGAUGGAGUCGCUCGGUUUUCCGGAGGAUUAUUUGGGCGAUCCUGACCCACCACCACCUGAUGGAGAUUGUUGGUUCGAGUUUCGACACGAUCAAAAAAAUAAUUCUAAUGCUAAUACUACUAAGGAGAGUCAAAUGAACAUGCACUCUAUCAAGGCGUGA